Molecule: messenger RNA, 2333 nt
Organism: Punica granatum (pomegranate)
Lineage: Eukaryota; Viridiplantae; Streptophyta; Magnoliopsida; Myrtales; Lythraceae
Source: RefSeq, a predicted model, not a curated record
GAUGCCAUUCGCCGCCUCCCCUUUUGUUUUGCCCACAAACUCUGCAACGCACAGGGUAGAGAAGAGAGCUUCAUCCUCUCCCCGCCACCCACCCAAUAAUGGCGGCUGCUGCCCCAAACACCACCUUCUCGGCCACCCCCAGCCCUUCUGCUUCCUCCAAAUCCCGCAACCCCUUUCUCAGGUUCACCCGUCCUCUCCUCCCCCAUCCCGCUGACUCCUCUCCUCGCCUCCGCUCCCUCCGGAUCUCUUCUAGCUCCGUCCCCGCCCCUAAUGCCCCCAGAGCCGCCAUUACCACCUCCGCCCCUACCACCACCCCCGAUACCUCCUUCGUCUCCCGAUUUGCCCCCGACGAGCCCCGCAAAGGCGCCGACGUCAUCGUGGAGGCCCUCGAGAGGCAGGGCGUCCGCCACGUCUUCGCAUACCCUGGAGGGGCGUCCUUGGAGAUCCACCAGGCCCUCACCCGCUCCAACACUAUCAGGAAUGUCCUUCCCCGUCACGAGCAGGGUGGCGUUUUCGCUGCCGAAGGCUAUGCCCGUUCCUCCGGCCUUCCUGGAGUGUGCAUAGCUACUUCUGGCCCCGGGGCCACCAACCUGGUCAGCGGCCUUGCUGACGCCUCGCUCGACAGCAUCCCCAUUGUUGCCAUCACGGGUCAGGUGCCAAGGAGAAUGAUUGGGACCGAUGCGUUUCAAGAGACUCCGAUUGUUGAGGUAACCCGGUCCAUCACCAAGCAUAACUACCUGGUUCUCGAUGUGGAAGAUAUACCCAGGGUUGUGAGCGAGGCAUUCUACCUAGCGACUUCGGGCAGGCCUGGUGCUGUCCUGAUCGAUGUACCCAAGGAUAUACAGCAACAGCUGGUGGUUCCCAACUGGGACCAGCCCAUCAGGCUGCCUGGGUACAUCUCCAGGUUGCCUAAGCCGCCUGCCAUUGCACACUUGGAACAGAUUGUGAGGUUGAUCUCUGAGUCGAAGAGGCCAGUUCUGUACGUGGGAGGUGGGUGUUUGAAUUCAAGCGAGGAGUUGAGAAGGUUUGUGGAGCUCACCGGAAUCCCUGUCGCAAGUACUCUGAUGGGUCUUGGCUCAUUUUCAUGCUCACACGAGUUGUCCCUUCAUAUGCUGGGAAUGCAUGGAACCGUUUACGCAAAUUAUGCGGUGGAUAAAUCGGAUCUGCUGCUUGCCUUUGGUGUGAGGUUUGAUGAUCGUGUGACUGGUAAGCUCGAGGCAUUUGCUAGCAGGGCCAAGAUUGUUCACAUUGAUAUCGACUCGGCUGAAAUUGGGAAGAACAAGCAGCCUCAUGCUUCCAUUUGUGGAGACGUCAAGUUGGCCCUAGAAGGUCUGAAUAAGUUGUUGGAGUCGAAAGCGUCGAAGCAGAGGUUUGAUUUUUCAGCUUGGAGGGAGGAGCUCAAUGAGCAGAAGAUUAACCAUCCCUUAAGCUACAAGACGUUUGGGGACGCUAUCCCUCCUCAAUAUGCAAUUCAGGUCCUCGAUGAGUUGACCAAUGGGAAUGCUAUCAUAAGCACUGGGGUUGGACAGCACCAAAUGUGGGCCGCUCAGUUCUACAAGUACAGGAGGCCUCGCCAGUGGUUGACUUCAGGAGGGCUGGGGGCUAUGGGCUUUGGACUACCAGCUGCAGUUGGAGCAGCCGUCGCGAAUCCUGAUGCAAUUGUCGUGGACAUUGAUGGUGAUGGAAGCUUCAUCAUGAAUGUUCAGGAGUUGGCGACGAUCAGGGUGGAGAAUCUCCCGAUCAAGAUUCUGCUGUUGAAUAACCAGCACCUGGGCAUGGUCGUCCAGUGGGAGGAUCGGUUCUACAAGGCCAACAGGGCGCACACAUACCUGGGAGACCCAUCGAGGGAGUCUGAGAUUUUCCCAGACAUGUUGAAGUUUGCUGAAGCUUGUGGAAUCCCUGCUGCACGUGUGACUAAGAAGGCCGAUCUUAGGGCAGCAAUUAAGAAGAUGUUGGACACCCCUGGGCCUUACCUGUUGGACGUGAUCGUUCCCCAUCAAGAGCAUGUUCUACCUAUGAUCCCAAGCGGAGGCGCUUUUAAGGAUGUGAUUGUUGAGGGCGAUGGGAGGACAGCGUAUUAAUUCCCUUGGCAUAGUCGUCGUCGUCUAGGUCCUAGGAGAUAAAUAUGCAUGUUAUGAGGAGAUGCAGGCGUUAGUGUGGGAGUUUCUGGCAACUUUCUUAAGUUAUGGACUGCACCAAAUAGAGAGCAACUUUAGCUUGUUCGCUUGUUAAUGCAACGUAGUAUUUUUCAUAUCUUACCUUGUCUGUAGGAACUGUUGUACUAAUGUAUGUGAAGGGUUUCUGGUUAAAUUUGUCCAAAUAUUUUCACAUUA